Octodon degus (degu) is the source of this 2197-nucleotide messenger RNA. It is a transcript of the gene Mmp11, whose product is annotated as matrix metallopeptidase 11. The record is from RefSeq and is a predicted model, not a curated record. Gene Ontology annotation, molecular function: metalloendopeptidase activity; zinc ion binding. Lineage: Eukaryota; Metazoa; Chordata; Mammalia; Rodentia; Octodontidae. Gene Ontology annotation, biological process: collagen catabolic process; proteolysis; extracellular matrix organization. The annotation marks the transcript as partial. Gene Ontology annotation, cellular component: extracellular matrix. The transcript is spliced from 8 exons.
GCUGCCCCGCGCGCCCUCCUGCUCCCGCUGCUCCUGCUGCUGCCGCCGCCGCUGGCCCGUGCCCGGCCGCUGGACACCCACCACCACCCCCACCACCACCAUCUUGUGAGUAAGGGGCAGCAAGCCUGGCAUGCCGAUCUGUCUAGUAGCCUGACAUCUGCUUCUGCUGUUCAGGAGGCCCCCCGGCCUGCUGGUGGCCCCAGACUUCCACGCUGUGGUGUGCCUGACCCACCUGAUGGGCCGAGUGCACGCAACCGGCAGAAGCGCUUUGUGCUGUCUGGAGGGCGCUGGGAGAAGACAGACCUCACCUACAGAAUUCUCCGGUUCCCAUGGCAGCUGGUGCGGGAGCAGGUACGGAAGACGGUGGCGGAGGCCCUACAGGUAUGGAGCAAGGUGACACCACUCACCUUCACCGAGGUGCAUGAGGGCCGUGCUGACAUCAUGAUCGACUUCACCAGGUACUGGCAUGGGGACAACCUGCCUUUUGAUGGGCCUGGGGGCAUCCUAGCCCAUGCCUUCUUCCCCAAGACCCACCGAGAAGGGGACGUCCACUUCGACUAUGAUGAGACCUGGACUAUUGGGGACAACCAGGGCACAGACUUGCUUCAGGUGGCAGCUCAUGAAUUUGGCCAUGUACUGGGGCUGCAACAUACAACAGCAGCUAAGGCCCUUAUGUCCCCUUUCUACACCUUCCGUUACCCAUUGAGCCUCAGCCCAGAUGACCGCAGGGGCAUCCAACACCUGUAUGGUCGGCCAUGGCUGGCCCCCACCUCCCACGCACCAGUCCUGGGACCCCAAGGAGGAGUAGACACCAAUGAGAUUGCACCACUGGAGCCGGAAACUCCACCAGAUGCCUGUGAAGCCUCCUUUGAUGCUGUCUCCACCAUCCGAGGCGAGCUCUUCUUCUUCAAAGCGGGCUUUGUGUGGAGGCUGCGUGGUGGCCGGUUACAGCCUGGGUACCCUGCACUGGCCUCUCGCCAUUGGCAGGGCCUGCCCAGUUUUGUGGAUGCAGCCUUUGAAGAUGCCCAGGGCCAUAUUUGGUUUUUCCAAGGUACCCAGUACUGGGUGUACGAUGGAGAGAAACCAGUCCUGGGGCCUGCACCCCUCUCUGAGCUGGGCCUGGUAGAGUCUCCAGUCCAUGCUGCCUUGGUCUGGGGUUCUGAGAAGAACAAGAUCUACUUCUUCCGAGGCGGGGACUAUUGGCGUUUCCACCCCAGCACACGACGUGUGGACAGUCCUGUGCCCCGCCGGGCCACUGACUGGCGAGGGGUGCCCCCAGAGAUUGAUGCGGCCUUCCAGGAUGCCGACGGCUAUGCCUAUUUCCUGCGUGGCCACCUCUACUGGAAGUUUGACCCUGUGAAGGUGAAGGUUCUGGAGGGUUUCCCCCGUCUUGUGGGCCCUGACUUCUUUGGCUGUGCUGAACCUGCCAAUACUUUCCACUGACAACAGCUUGGAUGCCUUCGGGGACUGACCCAUGUCCAGCCACUUAUAUCAGGAUAGAGACCCACAGCAACCUUUGUGGCUCUGGAAUCAGGCAUGUCUCCUCUGGGGUGGGGGGAGGGGGGGUACAAUCACCAUGACAACUGCAGGGAGGGCCACGCUGGUCGUGGUCACCUGCCAGCAAGUGUCUCAACUUGGGCAGGGAAGGGAGGCUAUGGCCCUACUUAGAGGAGGGUGGUCUUGGGCCAGCUAUAACCACCUCUGCAGGUCAUGGCCAAACCUGGGUCUCCCAUCACUGUGCCUCAGGGUAGGACCUCAGCAGAGAUGGGGAACUAUAAUGUCCUCACUCUAUCCCUGCUUUGAGGUUCCUUUUGGGUACUGGUGCUAGAGCUGGGGUACCAGGGUCCCCAUGACCUUCUGCUCUGGCCAAGCACCUGGGCCUCCAAGAAGGGUUCUUUCCUGAGAAGUCAACUCCCGGUAGAUGCUUGGGAUUGGGCUACCUUCUGCCUGGUGAUCCUAGAGAUCACUUCCCCAGGGUUCAGGCUAAAAUGUCCACAGCCAGCAGGGUUGGGGGCUGCUCUUCCCUGGAGAUCCUGAGGCCUGGAGGCCUCAACAUACCUCAGGCUUGUCCAGCCCAUUUCCUCUUGAAGCCCUCAUUCUAGCACUGGUAUCCUCCAAAGCAAUGUAAAUGUGUGUACAGUGUACAAAACAAAGCCUUUUUUUUUUUUUUUAACUGAGGACUAUCAUUAAACACAAU